AUGGCUAAAGGCGCAAACUCUCCUCAACGCCCUCGAUACUGGCUUCUUACGUCUCCUCGUACGGCCUCCAACCUGUUGGUCAAAAUGCUCAACCUCGGCGAGCAGAACGUACGCCCUGCCACCCACGGAGGAUACUUCUUCCUUCCAUCUUUGCCCAAGCACUUCUUGGUAGCUGAGAAGCCCAUGGACACAUGGACGGAAGAAGAGAGUGCGACAGUGAACAAGGUUAUCCAGGAAUGCUCUGAAAGAUUCCAAGAUUAUAUCGCUGCGGCUGAGAAGGAAGGUCAGACGAUUUAUGUCAAGGAACACUCUAUCAUGUUGAACCAUCCUCGUUGCGAAGACAGUUAUGUCAACGGUUCAACUGGAUCCCAGAAAGAGGCGACACCGCUUCCCAUGUUGGACAUCACUCAACCAACACGAUCACCUCUCAAUCUCACUCUAUUUCCAGAUGAGUUUCUCAAGACUUGGAAUCCAACCUUCCUCAUCCGCCAUCCCGCUCUAAUGAUCCCCUCUCUGUACCGCACAUGUUUUGGCAAGAUGGAGUGGGAGGGCUUCAAGCGCCCCAGAAAGGAACCCAUGGCAGCAGAGGUCACUACGAGGUGGCAUCGAACGUUGUAUGACUUUUACUCCGAGCACUUUGCCAAUGAUAGCAUCUGGCCUAUCGUCAUUGACGCCGACGAUGUCAUGACAUGUCCUCAGCUUGUAGGCAAGUAUGCGCAGCUUACUGGUCUUGAUGAGAGUAAAGUCCGCUACUCGUGGGACAAGGCAGGGGAGGGAGAGCUGAACAAGCUGAGCCAAAUGGAGCAAAGGAUGCUUAGCUCUAUCAACGCCAGUACCACUAUUGACCAGAGUAAAGUCGCUGGGAAAGUUGAUAUUGAUCAGGAGGCAGUCAAGUGGAAGGCUGAGUUUGGUGAAGAAGGGGCGCAAAAGCUUGAGCGAUGGGUGAGAGACGCUAUGCCAGACUAUGAGUUUCUGCAUUCCAGGAGACUCAGGUUGGAGCAAGAGUAG
Fusarium tjaetaba is the source of this 1008-nucleotide messenger RNA. RefSeq lists its product as uncharacterized. Bases 1 to 1008 code for a protein of 335 amino acids. The transcript has a single exon. The record is from RefSeq and is a predicted model, not a curated record. NCBI's taxonomy places the organism in Eukaryota, Fungi, Ascomycota, Sordariomycetes, Hypocreales, Nectriaceae.